CUUGAGAAGCGUUUGCGGCUGCGUUGCGGAUUAGUUUUUAGUGUGGAGUGGCUUCGUUUUGCAGAUAUAUUCUGAACAUAUUCUGGUUAUCGGUAAGGAUGAGUAACAUGAGCGCGCGUGUUUACGUGGGGCGUCUGUCCUAUAGAGCAUCCGAACGUGAUAUCGAGCAUUUCUUUCGUGGUUAUGGACGUAUACGUGAUAUUGUUCUGAAGAAUGGUUUCGGUUUUGUGGAAUUCGAUGAUCCGCGGGAUGCAGACGAUGCAGUAUAUGAGUUGAACGGGAAAGAGUUGUGCGGUGAACGCGUGAUCUUAGAAUUUUCACGCCGUGGACCUCGAAGUCGUAUGGGAUUUGGGGGCUUUGAUCGAUUUCCUCCACCGAGACGUGAAUCAAGAUAUGGUCCACCACAACAAACACGCUAUCGACUGAUCGUUGAAAACCUUUCGUCUCGUUGUUCGUGGCAGGAUCUUAAAGAUAUUAUGCGAACCGCUGGUGAAGUAACUUUUGCAGAUGCGCACAAGCAGCAUCCAAAUGAAGGGAUUGUGUGCUUCUUAACACGAGAUGAUCUUGAAAGGGCGCUUGACAAGCUGCAAGGAAAGGAGGUGAAUGGGCGCAAGCUGAAAUUGAUUGACGAUUCGGAAAGACGGGAUAGUCGAAGUCGUUCCCGUUCUCAUCAUCGAUCCAAUUCGCGUUCACGCAGCUCACGUAGUCGGUCGUCACGUUCACGCACUGGUUCGAAAUCACGUUCGCCUACACCAAAGAAGGAAGGCGGAGGUUCGAAAUCACGCAGCCGCUCUAGAAGUGCACGCUCCCGUUCUCAUUCUCCGGAAAGAAAUGGAUCCCGGAUCGGUGCAGUAGUUACUGAGAAUGGUGGUGGUGCUGAGAAUAGUACUGCUAUUCCUGAAACCAGUGAUGAGCCGAUGAAGGAUGCAAGUCCAUCUCCUAAUAGUAAUGAUUACAACUAAAUGUUCUCCUACAUUUUUAUUGGUGUUUAAAUUAAUAUUAAACUCAGUGUUAACAGAUUUGUUUCCAACUUCUCUGGUUUCUAAAGAAUUUCUUUUCUCUGGUUUCUAAAGAAUAUUUUUCUACUGUUUUUGUUCCAUCUACUGUGCAUGCUGUAAUACUGAGAAAUCGUAGUGAAGUCUCUUUUACGGAUAUUUUUGUCCGGCAAAUUUUACUGUAAAUCUCUGGCAACAAUUCAACUCAGUUUUUUGAAUGCCCAUCACAUAUAUCCUAGUGAUCUUGAUGCAUAGAUUUUUGCCGAGUAAUUGAUCACCUUUGCUGCAGUAUUUUAAACUACGAUCUCAUUUCCUAAUAAAAAUAACUGACAUUGCUAUAACUUACUGCUGCGGUCGACAUAUCUGGAAUCUGCUAAUAUCUAAUUAGACAUUUUUAGAAUUUAACAAUGAAGUAUAUAUCCUCCAUCUAUGUCUCAUUUAAUUUGCAAUGAUCAUUUUACCUCUAGUAAUAAUUACAGCGAUAGGGUUGUUGAAAUGCAAUAAAGUAGCAGCAAUUACAUACUGUUAUUUUUACACGUUCGAGAUUAUUCUGUACUAUUAUUUUCAUACAUUCACAACUUAAUUUUUGCACCCAUGAUUAUUUGUCAUCAAAAAUGUGGGAAAGAUUCUUUAACAGUCAGUUUAGUGCAUCGUACGAAAUAUUUUGUUGUUGAGUUGUCGCCUUGUUGACUUUUAUAAAUUUAGGGAUAUGAAACUGAUGCAUGCUUCGCUACCUUCGUUCUGCUUGCUGAAUUAUAUUUCUAUGUUUUCAAAAUAAAUGUUCAUCUCAAGAAAGCCCUUAACGGAUUCAAAUGUAGUGAGGUAAUAAGAUCUUAUUCUUGUGCAUCGCUUGUUCCCGUCGUCAGCCUUAAGAUAAUUUUAAGAUGCAUUCAAAUUGUGCUUCAAGUAUAUAAAUGGAAUAAGUGCGA
Messenger RNA from Loa loa (African eye worm), 1924 nucleotides. RefSeq names its product Sfrs5 protein. Gene Ontology annotation, molecular function: mRNA binding. Lineage: Eukaryota; Metazoa; Nematoda; Chromadorea; Rhabditida; Onchocercidae. Gene Ontology annotation, cellular component: cytoplasm; ribonucleoprotein complex; nucleus. Bases 99 to 962 code for a protein of 287 amino acids. The transcript is spliced from 6 exons. The record is from RefSeq and is a predicted model, not a curated record. Gene Ontology annotation, biological process: alternative mRNA splicing, via spliceosome; mRNA splice site recognition.